Hirsutella rhossiliensis is the source of this 993-nucleotide messenger RNA. RefSeq lists its product as uncharacterized. The transcript is spliced from 3 exons. Lineage: Eukaryota; Fungi; Ascomycota; Sordariomycetes; Hypocreales; Ophiocordycipitaceae. The record is from RefSeq and is a predicted model, not a curated record. The coding region runs from base 1 to 993 and encodes 330 amino acids.
AUGUUCUUCGCCCAGCCCGACUGCCCCGCGAGGUUUGCCCACCAAGACGAGCACCGCAUCAGGGGCCUUAACGCCGAGGCCAUCGCCCGAGUCCUCCUGCCGGUGCCCUCGUGGCUGCUAGAGUCGGAGUAUGCACCCCUCCGGGCCGAGGGCGACGAUCUAGGGCCCUCCCUCUUCUUUAGUCUAAACCUCUCCAUCUACGGCCAGCCGGUCGUCGAUACCGACUGGUCCGAGCAGUGGUUCUUUAUGAGCGGCCGCGUUCACCCCUACGCCCUCUCCUGGGAGGUGGAGCGCCGCGACGGCCUCGAGGCCGGCCCGGACGAUGCUAUUCUCUACACCGUGCCCGCCCUUAUCGUCCGCAACCAAGGUUACCAGCCCGUCCUGCCGCGCUCCUUGGCCUCUAGCGGCCAGUUCCCGUCUACGCCUCCCGUUGUCUCCUUCCAUGGCGUCGUAGCCGGGCCCGGCCUCGACCUCCUGCGUCGAGACUUCCUGCCCGGUCUCGGGCCCGACCAGCUCCGCUGCUGCGGCUUCGGCUACCACCCCUUCGAGGUCUUUGUUAUCUUUCCCGUCUACGUUAACCCUUGGGCCGUGCUAUGCAAGAAAAUCGCUGAAAAGCCUAACUCUUCCUUCCUGCCCGGCGUCCCCUUUACCUGCACCGGAAAGGUCGUCGGCCUUCUCGACCACCGCGUUAUGCUCUCCCCCCCGGGCUCGGAGCGCGAUUACGUCUUUAUCAUCGUCCCGGACAGCUGGACCUUUGUCGAUCGGCCCUCGGCGGCCGCCGCCGCCGCCUCGGCUUCCCCCCUCGCUACGCCCUUUAGGCGUCAGACCCAAUCCGCCUCCUCUACCUUCGAUUCCCUCCGUGCCGCCUUGUACUCUGUUGCCGCGCCGGCCUCGACCGCGCCGCCCCCUUUCCUCGGCCCCGGCCCCGCCAGCCUCGACCCCGUCACGCCGCCGCCUAAGCGAUCGCCCCGGCCCUGGCCGAUACGCCCAUGA